Molecule: messenger RNA, 537 nt
Organism: Owenia fusiformis
Lineage: Eukaryota; Metazoa; Annelida; Polychaeta; Sabellida; Oweniidae
Source: the annotation of a GenBank genome assembly
AUUUAGGUGUUACCUGAAUUUAUCGCAUAUGUUAUGUAAAUUACCAUGUGGAAAGAAGCAGUGCUGAUUUGCUGUGUUGCCCUAUGGUUAGGGAAAGAUGUCAUACUUGGUCAACCAGAUGACAUUUGUUUGGCGUGUAUUUGUCAAACAGAGGGUUGUGAGAGAAACUUAGGGCGCUGUGAGCGAGAUGCUACCGGGGAAUGGAGGUGCGGACCAUUCAAUAUUGGCGAGGCUUAUUGGACUGACUGUGGACGAUUAGAAGGGGAGUUUAGGACAUGUGCCAUGACAAUGGAUUGUUCUGUACAAUGCGUCCUAGCCUAUAUGGAGAGAUAUAAUACGAGUUGUGGAAGUACCCCCUAUACAUGCGAACAAUACGCGAAGCUACACCACCAUGGACCAGGUGAUUGUAAAAUAGGAUCUGACUCGGAUUAUUGGAGAGAAGUCGAGAGAUGUCUGUAUGGUUGAACAAUCAAUUGAAAUAUGGAUUCAAAAUGGAUUUGAAAUAAAGUGUAUUCAGCAUUUAAUUACAAAUGUGAA